Pipistrellus kuhlii (Kuhl's pipistrelle) is the source of this 2011-nucleotide messenger RNA. RefSeq names its product poly(rC) binding protein 4 (gene PCBP4). Bases 238 to 1449 code for a protein of 403 amino acids. The transcript is spliced from 13 exons. NCBI's taxonomy places the organism in Eukaryota, Metazoa, Chordata, Mammalia, Chiroptera, Vespertilionidae. The record is from RefSeq and is a predicted model, not a curated record. Gene Ontology annotation, biological process: negative regulation of mRNA splicing, via spliceosome. Gene Ontology annotation, molecular function: mRNA binding. Gene Ontology annotation, cellular component: cytoplasm; nucleus.
CCGGCGGCCGGGCGGGGGGGGGGGGCGCGGAGCCGGGCUCCGGCCCGGGCUCGGCGCCUGUCAAACCCCUCAUUGUUCGCAGCUGAUGUCACUCGCAGUUGUGCGCGGCCGCCGCUGCCGGGGACAAUGUGGGACUGAGCGGCCCCGCCGCCGCGCCGCCGCCGGACAGCCCAGCGAGAGCCGGCCAGGCCGCAGCCCCAGGCCCAGGCCGCGGUGGGCCGGGCCCCGCCUGACAGGAUGAGCAGCUCGGACGCGGGGCUGGAGGAGGAGCCGGAGCUCAGCAUCACGCUCACGCUGCGGAUGCUGAUGCACGGGAAGGAGGUGGGCAGCAUCAUCGGGAAGAAAGGGGAGACGGUGAAGCGGAUCCGGGAGCAGAGCAGCGCCCGGAUCACCAUCUCCGAGGGCUCCUGCCCUGAGCGCAUCACCACCAUCACCGGCUCCACCGCGGCCGUCUUCCACGCCGUCUCCAUGAUCGCCUUCAAGCUGGACGAGGACCUCUGCUCUGCCCCCGCCAACGGGGGGACGGUCUCCAGGCCUCCAGUGACCCUUCGCCUUGUCAUCCCCGCCAGCCAGUGUGGCUCCCUGAUCGGGAAGGCCGGCACCAAGAUCAAGGAGAUCCGAGAGACCACGGGGGCCCAGGUGCAGGUGGCGGGGGACCUGCUCCCCAACUCCACAGAGCGUGCCGUCACCGUGUCCGGGGUGCCCGACGCCAUCAUCCUGUGUGUGCGCCAGAUCUGCGCCGUCAUCCUGGAGUCCCCACCCAAAGGGGCCACCAUCCCGUACCACCCCAGCCUCUCCUUAGGCACCGUCCUUCUCUCCGCCAACCAGGGCUUCUCCGUCCCGAGUCAGUACGGGGCUGUGACCCCAGCGGAGGUCACCAAGCUCCAGCAGCUCUCGGGCCACGCGGUCCCCUUUGCCUCCCCGAGCCUGGUGCCAGGACUGGAUCCUGGCGCGCAGACCAGCUCCCAGGAGUUCUUGGUUCCCAACGACCUCAUUGGCUGCGUGAUCGGGCGCCAGGGCAGCAAGAUCAGCGAGAUCCGGCAGAUGUCGGGGGCGCACAUCAAGAUCGGGAACCAGGCGGAGGGCGCCGGCGAGCGGCACGUGACCAUCACCGGGUCCCCCGUCUCCAUCGCUCUGGCUCAGUACCUCAUCACUGCCUGUCUAGAAACGGCCAAGUCUACCUCUGGGGGGACGCCCAGCGCGGCCCCCGCAGACCUGUCUACCCCCUUCUCGCCGCCCCUGACGGCCCUGCCCACGGCUCCCCCUGGCCUGCUGGGCACGCCCUACGCCAUCUCCCUGUCCAACUUCAUCGGCCUCAAGCCUGUGCCCUUCCUGGCUCUGCCGCCCGCCUCCCCGGGGCCGCCGCCCGGCCUGGCGGCCUACACUGCCAAGAUGGCAGCGGCCAACGGGAGCAAGAAGGCCGAGCGGCAGAAGUUCUCGCCCUACUGAGUGGCUGGGGCCCAGUGCGGGAGCAGGCAGGACCCGCCUGCCUGCGGAGACCCCGCCCGGGGUCCCCAUCACCACUAACGCUCAGCAGCAUGGAUGCACCCUGCCUGGCCCCGCUCUGGGGGAGCCCUCGUGCUCAGAGUGGGUGCAGUUUCUGGCCCAGGGUUCUGGGGGCUGCGCGGUCCCAGCUAGGGGCUCCACCCCCUGCAGCUCUGUGCUUGGGUGCAGGGAGCACCCUUAGUGCUCCCACUUUGGGGGUCACUCAUGCACUCCCCAUUCCUUAGGGCUUCCCAGCCUACUGCCCCCUUGUGGGGCUCAGGGAGGAGGGCUGGGCGGGGGGGGGCUGGGGGCCACGCUUCUCUCCCCACCUCCCCGCAGGUUCCUGCUGCUUCCACGGAUAACCCUUUUGACUGGAAUGGACUGGCUGGGCUUGGCAGAGGGCCACCCAAACAGGGGGCUCGGCCAGGCCGCUCGGGGGUCCCCGGGGCGGGGCUGAGUUCUCAGCAGCAGACACUGUACAGUUUUUUCAAUCCCUGUUUUUGAAUAAAUAUUCUGAAACCAGGAA